AUGUCUUUUCUGGACUCGGGUUUGAGACCGGGGUUUAACGGUAAGAAGCAAGAAAGGUCCUUCAGUCAAACAUUUGCGGCAUUCUCUCGAAGUAUUGGUGACCUUCAAAAGAAAACUGGGCUGCUAGGCUCCAAGCGAGACUCACAGACGAUCAGGUAUGCGAUUGAAACGGAAGCAGUUCCUCAAUGCGAAACUCUACGUGAUGAGGUCGAAAAUCUGCUGAAGCAGGCCGAUACUAAUCCAAAGUUGGUGUCAGAUUUUGCUGGACUGAAAGAUGAGUUCUUAAUGACAAAAAGACGGUACUACGAAAAUCGAGCGAAAUUUCCCAUUAGAAUGAAGACCUCCCGCACCGAUUCCUCGUCCCGAAAUUCUGGAUAUGUAUCAAUGCCCGCUGCCAAAAUCUCAGAGACAACACCAUUACUGCGAGACGAGGAACAGCAGGUAUAUUCUCAACAACAACAACAACAACAACAGCAGCAGCAGCAGCAGCAGCAGCAGCAGCAGCUGACACAAGAGCCUGGGGCAGAGCUUACGCAGGAUGAACUCAACUUCCACAGUCUUAUUCAGCAAGAGAGAUCUCAGGAGAUUAGCCGAAUACAUUCGGCAGUACAGGAGGUCAACGCCAUCUUCCACCAAUUGGGCUCUUUGGUGCGAGAGCAAGGCGACGACGUCGACGCUAUUGACAACAAUAUUUCAGGACUUUCAGCCAAUUUGCAUAGGGCAAAUGAACAGCUUGGGAAAGCUGAGCGAUCGCAGCGAAAGCGUAAUAGAUGCGGAAUCGUGACAUUGGUCAUAAUCGUCGUGGUGGUCCUCGUGGUGGUACUUGCGGCGCUCAGUUAG
Messenger RNA from Lachancea dasiensis, 840 nucleotides. The record is from the annotation of a GenBank genome assembly. Lineage: Eukaryota; Fungi; Ascomycota; Saccharomycetes; Saccharomycetales; Saccharomycetaceae.